Messenger RNA from Egretta garzetta (little egret), 522 nucleotides. RefSeq names its product sulfotransferase 2B1. The annotation marks the transcript as partial. Gene Ontology annotation, biological process: sulfation. Gene Ontology annotation, molecular function: sulfotransferase activity. Lineage: Eukaryota; Metazoa; Chordata; Aves; Pelecaniformes; Ardeidae. Gene Ontology annotation, cellular component: cytoplasm. The transcript has 5 exons. The record is from RefSeq and is a predicted model, not a curated record.
CUGCUGUUCAGCCGCGGGGACGUCCUGCCGGCCAAGACCAUCCCCAACUGGGAGCGGGCGCCCUGGCUGGAGCAGAUCUACUUCAGGGACGCGCUGCAGGACACGGCCACCCCCCGGCUCAUCACCACCCACCUGCCUGCCCGCAUCCUGGCCCCCGCCCUGCAGCAGAGCAAGGCCAAGGUGAUCUACGUGGCCAGGAACCCCAAGGACGUCGUCGUCUCCUUCUACCACUUCCACCGCCUGGCCAAGUUCCUGCCCAACCCCGGCUCCUUCGACACCUUCCUCACGCAGUUCCUAGAGGGCACGGUGCACUACGGCUCCUGGUUUGACCACAUCAAGGGCUGGCUGGGCCAGCGACAGCUCCUGGACAUCUUCUACGUCACCUACGAGGAGCUGCACCAGGACCUGCGCGCCACGGCGCAGCGGCUCAGCGCCUUCCUGGGCUGCCCGCUGGCGAAUGGUGCGCAGCACUUGGUGUGCUGCACGUGGCAGGAGCGCGGCAUGGCGCCCGUGCUGUGGUAG